CAUCCACGCCCAAACGACCCAUUCCAGCGGUACGGUACCGCUGACCACGAUCCAGAGGAGUGAUGAGAUAUAACCUUUCGCGCCGCAAGCCGCCCUUCGACAAUGCGAGGGCGUCGUCGUCAGUGGCCCCGCUGACUCGCGGUACCUAGGGAGGGGAAACAGCCCUGAGCCCUGAGCCCCUCCGACGACUGACUUGGGCUGCACGGCACGGGGACCGCUGUGGGGUUUGGCUUGUGUCGACUUGGGUUGAACUUUUUUUUCUCCUCCCGCAUCCUUUGGGACGACGGGCCAAGCCACGCCACGGUACGGAGCACCUGCGUACUUGCUGCUACAGUGCUACCAUAGGCAGGGGCUCGCUUUAAGCCCGAUAGAUGCACAAGAAGGGGCACCCCUCAGCCCUCGGGAACUUGAUGGAAGCAGUUGGCCCUUCGAUCCGCCUUCUUUCGUUCUUUCACUUGCAAGACGGGUGAAGUCCUCCCAAUAAAUGGAAUUGGAAUUCCUGGGACUGCCCACAAUCACACCGGCGAGCGCUUCUUGCCUCGCCUGCCUCGACUUGCUCGCUUCUGAUUUGGCCUGGCUGCUCGUUGAGCAUUCCACAAUCAUCUCGUCCAACGCGCCUUCCCCACAGCUUUGAACCCCUGAGAUCGGCCGUCCCUGCACUCUGAUUGCAUCAGCCCGUGUCCCCAUCACUCCGUAUCCCCCGCCUAGCGCCCUCUUGGAAACCGCACCUUCUCAAAGCCACAGGCGCGUUAAACACCCUCAUUCCCAAACGGUCCUCUCAUGGUGCGAGUGAAGGGACCAACCCUGACCGUCCACACCUUCUCUUUUACCUCUUCUAUCCUCUGUCCGCCCAUUUGUCCGUGACGUCCUGUGUUGUCACCGCUGUGCUUUCCGGACUCCAGGCGGCUCCUCACAUUCUUUUCUCAAGCGCUCCUUCCUUCCUACCCGUUGUCUGUCUACUCCGGUACCGACCCAAUUCUUGGACUCUUCGGAGCAUCUCCUUGAAACUCGUUCGUUCCCUUGUCACGUCUCUCGUUCUCAUUCCCAUUUCCCGUUCAAUCUCAUUAUAUUCACCACCCCACCUCCUCAGCCGACUCUGUCUGCCCGGAUCAUCCCCAAAUCGCCAGCCCAGGCCAUUCCACUCCGAUCCCAUCGACCGCGAGACUCGAUCUAAGACAACCUCGAGAGCCGAACACGCCUCAUUAUUGCUUGUCGGGCAGCCUGCAGCACACAAUUUGGUCGCUGUCUCAGAGCAACGUCACUGAGUUUUCAAAACUUCAGACGUCAAAAGGAUCGACAUGCCCUGCAAGUAACAGGCUCAGGUGUCACCGACUGUUGCCUGCCCACAAUUCGGAAAAGUGGUCGAUAUUUCUGGGAAGGAGGUUAUAGAACAGCACAUUCUGCUACCGCCCAUUUCAAAAUCGCCAUCCAACACGCUUGCGACAGGUCUACAACAUGCGAACAUCUCGUUGUCUAGUGCCGGCAAUGCUGGCCAUGGUGGGGCUGGCCAAUGCUCAGGACUUCGGUGCUCUGUCGAGCUGCGCGCAAAAUUGCGUCAAUAACAUGAGAACCAGCGUCGGCUGUGUACCUGUCACUGACCAGUGUCUCUGCGGCAACGCCGCUUUUGAAAACGGGAUUCGUGACUGCGCAAAUCAAUCGUGUCCUGCUGAGGAAGCCGCAGCUGCCGUGGAGUAUGCGGGUGGAUUUUGCCUGAAAGCAACCGGGACUACAGCUGCCGCGCCCGAGACUACACCCGAGACGACUGCCACACCUCCUCCGCCUUCCGAGACUACCGCCGAACCAGAAACCACCACGACGCCUACCACUGCCACUGAGCCGACCUCGGUCUCAGCUGAGACUGCUACCUCAGCGACGGAGACCUCGGCUGCGAGCGCGGCGACCACUGAGACCAGCUCCACAGCUUCUUCAACCGCCUCAGAAACCACUGAGACGUCCUCUGCCUCCUCGGCGUCCAAGACCACUUCUGGCACUGCCGCGGGCACACAGGCAUCUGCAACCGAGUCUGCCUCAUCCACCGCUGACGCCGCUGCCGCGGCACCAUCGGACAGCGGUCUUUCUGUUGGCGCAAAGGCCGGUAUUGCCGUCGGAGCCGGCGCCGCUGUUGUUGCCAUAAUUGCAUUGGCAAUCGCCUGGUGCCAGACCAGACGCAACAGACGUCCCCUGCCUCGAGGCACUAUGCAGAUUUCGGAACCCCUUCCUGGGUCUGGCCGAAUGGACUACGAAUCCGGUACGCAGUUCACGGCUCGACCACCCAAAUCGGCCGGGGCCAACUCCAAGUUCUCCCAAAUGACGGAGCUCGACCAGAAUGCUCGACGCUAUGAGGACAUGCUUCCGCGUGUCUCUCCAAGACGCAUGGUCUGAGAAACUGUUCUGGUUCGCCCGGCAUAAGCGAAACGAUUUUAUUUUUGUUUUUGUCCUCACUUUUGAUACCUAUUUGAUUUUUGACUCUGUACCCUUUCGAACUUCUUGGUCUUGUCGCCUUCUUCUGCCACCUUACUCCUUUGUGUAUCUAGCACAUGACGCUUAUGACGAAAUUUGCAUGAGAGCUGGAGGGACCGAGUGAGAGCGUUUCCCGCACUGGUGCUCACUACCACCAUCACUACUACUACUGAUUUGGUCUGUCGUGAAGGAGCACUCAGACUACAGCUGGGGGGUGGUAUAUGGUCAUGUCCAGCGUUUCACGUCCACUAGACUCAUGGCGCUAUUCAGAGCUCAAGAUAGUUCAGCGAGGCACAAGCAGCUAAAAAAUUCCAUGCACAUCGCCGAUGCUGGACAUCAAAUAUCAUCAAACAUGCCCAGGCUA
Molecule: messenger RNA, 2824 nt
Organism: Diaporthe batatas
Lineage: Eukaryota; Fungi; Ascomycota; Sordariomycetes; Diaporthales; Diaporthaceae
Exons: 4
Coding region: 1456-2382 (308 amino acids)
Source: RefSeq, a predicted model, not a curated record